Molecule: messenger RNA, 2217 nt
Organism: Juglans regia (Persian walnut)
Lineage: Eukaryota; Viridiplantae; Streptophyta; Magnoliopsida; Fagales; Juglandaceae
Product: protein ACCELERATED CELL DEATH 6-like
Exons: 4
Coding region: 427-2217 (596 amino acids)
Cellular component (GO): plasma membrane
Molecular function (GO): protein phosphatase regulator activity; protein phosphatase 1 binding
Source: RefSeq, a predicted model, not a curated record
ACAAACGACCCACAACAAUAGACAACAGACCCAUUUGGGGUUCUUGGCAUGUACAACUUACCCACGUAUUUGACUUGUAAAAGUAGAAGUUUUCCAUGAUGACUCCGCCCAACUAAGUUUAACAUAAAACCAGUAUCCUUCAAACUCACUGACUUUGACUGAUCUAAACCAGCCUGGCUUUUGGUUUCUAUCCCCCACCUAUAAGUCAAUGCCGUGAAUUACGACUCCAAGCAGUUUGUAAGCUUUAUAUUCGAUCGAUCGCUAUUCCCCACUAUCUCGAACAUAGUUCUGGUGAAGGUGGAGGCAGAAAUUAAGCGUUUAUCAGAGGAAGAAGUUGGCAGUGGAGUACUCCACUGGCUUUGCAAUUACCAACUUGGCAGCAAGGUUUCCAGGAGUAUUACUCUUUUGUGUGGAAAACAAGAGGCCAUGACCAUCACUUGCAUGAAUCCGAUUCUCUAUAAUGCUGCAGCACAAGGCAACAUCAUGGCUUUCAAAAAUCAUAAAUUCAAACGGCCACUAGAAGCCUUAUUAACACCAAACAAAAACACAAUCCUCCAUAUUUUCAUCACAACCCUUGAAAAUAUGAUAGAAUUAACAGAGAAAAACUUCGUGGGAGACAUACUCAACAUGUGUCCUUCACUAUUAUGUCAAGUCAAUGUCAAAGAUGAAACUCCAUUACAUGUCGCAGCAAGGUAUGGGCAUGCUAAUAUCAUCAAAGUUCUGAUCCAACAUGCGAGAUAUGGACAUAAUCAAGAUCUUGGAAGCGGGGCUGAAGCAGUCAGGGAGAUGCUUAGGAUGGUGAACAAAGAGAAGGACACAGCCUUACAUGAGGCUGUACGUUAUAAACACCUUGAAGUGGUAAAACUUUUAAUCAAGGAAGACCCAGAUUUUUCAUAUUCUGUUAAUGAUGCCGGGGAGACUCCACUCUACAUUGCCCUCGAGAGAAACUAUGAAAAUCUGGUGUUGGAAAUUUUGAAAACCUGCAAUUCACCCGCUUAUGAUGGCCCCCUAGGUAGAACGGCUUUGCAUGCUGCAGUAUUUUGGGAUAACAAAGUAACGAUCAAAGCAAUUAUGGAAAAAAUUGGAGGAGCUAUAACUAAAAAAGCAGACCAAGAAGGUUGGACUCCAUUGCACUUGGCUGCAUACUCAAAUUGGUGGUGGUCUACACAGCUGUUGCUGGAAUAUGAUUCACAAGUAGCAUACAUGAAAGACAAAGAGGGGAGGACAGCUCUUCACAUUGCAGCUCAUCGUGGCAAUAAUCGGGUCAUGGAAAGUAUUAUAGGCAUGUGUCCAGAUUGUUGUGAACUGGUUGACAACAGAGGCUGGAAUGCGUUGCACUUUGCGGUGGAGGGCGAUGUUCGUACAGUAAGUAUGAUCCUUAAAAAUUCAUCUCUCAGCAAUCUUUUGAACGAGAAGAAUGCCGAAGGGAACACUCCUCUCCAUCACCAAUAUUCCCGCUAUUCCGAGGACGUGAAUGGGGAUCUCAUGGAUCACCCCAGAGUAGAUAAGAUGGCAUUCAACAAAAAUAACCUCAAUGCUUAUCAAGUCGCUUUAACUAGUGCAAAGUUAUCACCAAAAAAGAAGAUGGAUAUUGCUACUAAACUCCGGUCUCGUUCGAAAAGGGUAUUCCUCAAGGAGGACGAAAACAAUAUCACCCUGGAUGACGUUAUGAAGGAUGAAGUGAAGUGGUGGCAGGCAAGGAGGAAAGAAUAUUUGGAGAAAGCAGCCGAAACACACUUGGUAGUGGCUGCCCUCAUCACAACUGUGACCUUUGCAGCAGCUAUAACCAUGCCUGGUGGUUUUGUUGGUACUGGAGGUGACCCACAUGAUAAUGAAGGCUCUGCAGUUUUGAGGAGAAAUGCUGCUUUUAAAGCAUUCAUUAUCACUGAUGCCAUAUCCUUGGUGCUAUCUAGUUCUGCUGUUGUCACUCAUCUACUCAUGCCACUUUUGUUGAUCAAACAUUAUGAAUCUGAUGAAACUCGCUACGAUUUUCUCAGCCUAGCCUUCAAGUUUAUUUUGAUGGCCAUGGUAGCAAUGGUGCUGGCAUUUGUCACAGGUGCAUAUGCUGUGUUAGUGCAUUCCUUAGAUCUUAUUGUCACCACUUGUGUUAUUGGCUCAUGCUUCUUCCUCAUUCUCUAUAUUAUAUAUGAAUUGUAUAAGAAGAAUUUAGGUUUCUCCAGGAUAUGUUCAAGUUUAUAUUACUUUUUAUGUUAUUGA